CGCUAUGAAGAAUUUUUCAGUUCCUGUGCAAGCUAAUGAAUAUCAGUCUGAAAGUCUUUUUCCUCAGCUUAUCCUGAAUCUGACAAAUAAGUCAGAUCCAGUUGGAAGACAAGAAAGAGAUGAGCAAUUAGCUCAGUUAGAGAUUGCUGUGUUGGGAGUAAUAUUUAUGACAGCAUCUGUGGGCAAUUUUAUUCUCAUAUUGGUACUGUGGAGGAGAAGAAAGAAGUUAUCUAGGAUGUAUGUAUUCAUGCUUCACCUGAGCAUAGCAGACUUAGUGGUAGCAUUUUUUCAAGUACUUCCCCAACUAAUAUGGGAUAUUACAGACAUUUUCAUAGGGCCAGAUGCAUUAUGCAGAACUAUCAAAUAUUUGCAGUUGUUGGGCAUGUUUGCCUCUACUUAUAUGAUAGUGGUCAUGACAGUGGACAGAUAUCAAGCAGUAUGCUAUCCCAUGGUCACUUUCCAAAAGAAAAGGGCUCUUUGGAAUGCUGCCAUUUGCACCAGCUGGUCUAUAUCACUGCUUUUUAGUCUUCCACAAGUAUUUAUCUUUUCCAAGACUGAAAUAUCUCCAGAUAUUUUUGAAUGCUGGGGUGAGUUCAUCCAACCUUGGGGCUUAAAGGCAUAUGUGACUUGGAUUUUUGUAGCUAUUUUCUUCAUUCCCACAGCUAUCCUUACCAUAUGCCAGGUUAAGAUCUGCAAAAUAAUACUAAUGAACAUAUAUGUGAAAAAAAGGAAUGAAUCUGAAGCAAUAAAUCAGAAGCAAGUCCUGCCAUUCCAAGCAAGCAGUAUUAACUGUAUUUCAAAGGCUAUGAUCAAGACUGUAAAAAUGACAGUGGUGACAGUUAUUGCAUAUGUCCUUUGUUGGGCACCUUUCUUCAUUGUACAGUUGUGGUCUGUAUGGUACCCCAGUGGCAUUACUGAAGGUGCAGCAUUUACCAUCAUCAUGCUCCUGGGGAAUUUGAAUAGUUGUGCCAAUCCGUGGAUUUACAUGUAUUUUUGUGGCCACAUUCCAUAUUGUGCCAAAAAGCAGUCAAAAAACAUCUCAGCUCAGGAAGAAUCUGUGAUCACAGGAAGCAUUAAUUUGGUAGACAGGGAACCAGAAGAAAACCUAACUUGUGUAUAAAUAUAAACUUCUUUUUGUUGCUUUGAUACAUUAAUUACAUUCAACUUUUAUGUGAAUAUUUUAUCUCUAUCUUUUGUUAUCUGAGGAAUGGAGUGAGUUGAAAAAUUGUCCUUCACUGUAUAAAUAUAUUUUUCUUAAAUAUUGUAGCAUGCACUGCAUUGCAAGAAUUCCAGUGUUGUGUAAGCCUGACUUUUAACAGUUGCAUUGCACUAUAACAUUCAAAUGAAUUCAUAUAACUAUUGGCAAAGAUAUGUAGAGCUAUUUUAUAUACUUCAUUUCUGUCUACAAAAACUGCUUUCUGUUCUCUAAUUUUGGAUUGCCAAAAGAUUUCUACAAGAGUGAUGACAAACUGUGAUAUUGUUGAAAAGGAGAAUCCUAUCAUUAGAUUUGAAUGUGUGAUGUGGAAAUAGAAGCAUGAAUAGUUCAGGAAAAAUUUGGGGGAAAUAUUUGAGAAACCUUGAGAAGGCAUCAGAAAGUCACUAAAACCCUCUGUCAGCUUUAAUUAAACACUUUAUAAAAAUGUGUCUGCCCUGGGGAGUUAAAUGUCACAGAGUCUUUAUACAUUGCUCUUGCAACUCUGGACAUCUUGGGUCACAAGUGCUCAGGCACUAUGGUAAUGUUCCAGUAUAAGGAGAAUGGUGGCCUCAUUGUAGUUCCCAUUUAUAUAUAAUACAAAAGAACCACAUAGGACUAGAUUCUCUAUCAAGUCGCCUGGUGCAAAGACAGGUUUGCAGUGAAUUUGCACCCUAUCUAAACAGACACAGUGGGUGACUUUGAGCCAUUUUUGAAUUCUGCAUAUAUUUGUGCAGAGUGCAUUCAGACCUGUCUGGUCUCCUAGCACCCAUCUGCUAGCACUGAAUGUGCAUCUAGGAUAGGCAGCUUGACAGGUAAUUUCUGAACCAUAUAGCACUCUAUGGGCUUAGUUGCAGAGAAAAAUUAAUAUUUCACCUUCAUGGUAGAAAGUAGUCACUUACCCAAGAUCUGCAGUAUCUUUAUCUAGAUUGCUAUUUGCUGGCUGAAAUGUGGAUACCCUAUGCAGAUAGGUAUUUCUUCCCUUUUUCAAUGUCUGCAGUCUAUUCAAGAGAGCGUGGACUGGAAUAUUAGUAGGUCUGUCACAGGCUAAGACAGAGAUGCAUUGGCAAAGGAUCUCUGGGGAUGUUUGCACAUCAUCUGCCUAUAUUAUGUCUAGCCCAAAUCAGUGCUAUUCUUCAUUUUCAUGAGUGCUAACAUUCUUAAAUGUUCAGGAAAAAAGCCUAUAAAAGUGUACUUGACAUCUGCUCUUUUAAUAUUCUAAGACAUAAAGAGAGAAAUACUCUGUAUUACACAAUCAUCAUAAGAGCUAGUGGGUAUUUUAAGCAGAAAAUGUACCAAACACUUGGACCAAAUCCUGACAAGUGCUGAUAUACAGUGAGCUGUUGUACACUGGAUUGAUGUGUGGGGUAUUGAUUGUAUUUCCCAUUAGUGACUGGCCUCAGUGACAAUAGCAAUGUACUACUUAUAAUUAGUGGUGUUCUCAUUUAUCUCAAAUUGCAGAUGCCAG
Messenger RNA from Malaclemys terrapin pileata, 2660 nucleotides. Its product is annotated as arg8-vasotocin receptor-like. Gene Ontology annotation, cellular component: membrane. Gene Ontology annotation, biological process: regulation of systemic arterial blood pressure by vasopressin; G protein-coupled receptor signaling pathway; positive regulation of vasoconstriction. The coding region runs from base 5 to 1120 and encodes 371 amino acids. The record is from RefSeq and is a predicted model, not a curated record. The transcript is spliced from 2 exons. Gene Ontology annotation, molecular function: peptide binding; vasopressin receptor activity. NCBI's taxonomy places the organism in Eukaryota, Metazoa, Chordata, Testudines, Emydidae.